Molecule: messenger RNA, 1827 nt
Organism: Humulus lupulus (European hop)
Lineage: Eukaryota; Viridiplantae; Streptophyta; Magnoliopsida; Rosales; Cannabaceae
Exons: 3
Coding region: 1-1827 (608 amino acids)
Source: RefSeq, a predicted model, not a curated record
AUGCUGACUUUGUUAAUUUCAGGAAGUAAACAACCUGGAAAUGAUAUAGACGUCUAUUUGGCACCGUUGAUAGAUGAUUUAAAGUUGUUGUGGGAUGGAGUGGAUUGCUAUGAUUCUUUUAGUAAAGAAAGUUUUAUACUGAGAGGGUUACUUUUAUGGACAAUUAAUGAUUUUCCAGCUUAUGGAAACUUGUCGGGGUGUUAUGUUAAGGGUUAUAAAGGAUGUCCAAUAUGUGGGGAGCAAACAAGUGCAACAAGAUUGAAGUUUUGUAAAAAGACUUGUUACAUGGGGCAUAGAAGGUUUCUACCUGCAGAGCAUUAUCUUCGUAAUCAAAUGAAAGCCUUUAAUGGUAAGCAAGAACUACGAGGACCUCCACCAAUAAUGACUGGUGAAGAGAUUUAUGAAGAGAUUCGUUUGAUAAAUAAUAGAUUCGGAAAACCAGUCACAAAUACCGAAGAAUGUGAAGACAUUGAAAGUAGGGUCAAAUCAAAGGGUAAAAGUAAGAUGAGUAAGAAACGAAAACGUAGCAAGAAACAUCAAAUUAAGGUGCCAGAUGGUUUUUCAUCGAAUAUUCGAAAUUUGGUUUCCUUGAAAGAUUGUAGACUACAGGGUCUAAAGUCUCAUGACUGUCAUGUGUUAAUGCAACAAAUGCUUCCAAUAGCUAUUCGAGGCUUAUUAGAAAACCCCGUGAGAAAUGCUAUAAUCAGAAUGUGUUUCUUCUUUAAUGCCCUUUGCUCUAAAGUUAUUGACGUAUCAAAGUUGGAGGUUAUUCAAUUGGAAAUUGUGAAGACUUUGUGCUUGUUCGAACAAUAUUUUCCUCCAUCUUUCUUUGAUAUAAUGGUUCAUUUGGCAGUUCAUCUAGUUAGAGAAGUCACCUUGUGUGGGCCAGUUUGUUUUCGAUGGAUGUACCCUUUCGAGAGGUUGAUGAAAGUUUACAAGGGUUAUGUGCGAAAUCGAAGUCGUCAAGAGGGUUGUAUAGUUGAAUCUUAUAUAGCUGAAGAAGUAGUUGAAUUCUGUUCUGAGUAUAUGGUCAAUGUUGACUCAAUUGGAAUUCCAGUAAGGGCAAGAGAGGGAGUUGUAGAAAAUAAGGGUAUCAACAAUGGAAAACCUACUUUAAUGGAAAAAGAAGAUUGGGAGGUUGCUCAUCAAAAUGUCUUGGAGAAUACAGAUGAGAUUCAGAAAGAGUUGACCGAUGAGUUGCAUGAAGUUACCGAAACUUUGAGAUGGCUUUCAUUAGGUCCGACUCGAUUGGCAAUUAAGCACGAUGUGUUUAUAAUUAAUGGUUGUAGGUUCAACACUAAAGCUCGUGAUGAUGUUAGGGUCACCCAAAAUAGUGGUGUAAGUAUUGUAGCUCAAACCUUGCAAGUCUCUAGUGCACGUGACAAGAACCCUAUAUAUGGUGAGAUGAAAUUUUAUGGUGUCAUUCAAGAAAUAUGGGAGCUUGAUUAUCGUGAAUUUAGGAUGCCGAUGUUCAAGUGUGAUUGGGUAGACAGCAAAAGUGGUGUAGAGAAAGAAAAGUUAGGUUUCAUUAAAGUUGAUUUGAAUAAAAUAGGACAUAAAAAAGACUCAUUUAUAAUGGCAAGUCAAGCUAAACAAUUGUUUUAUGUUGAGGAUCCUACUUCAUCAAGAUGGUCAAUAGUGCUUGCUUCACAACCAAGAGACAAAGUGCAUGAUGACGAUCAACAACAUGACUUUGGUGAAUUACAAACUUCAGAAAAAGAGUGUGGUUUUAUCCCUGAGUUUGAGGGAGUUGAAGCAAUUGUUGGGCCAUAUGUACGAAAAGAUGGUGAUGGAAUUUGGAUAGUAAGAUUUCAUUUUUAUGAAUGA